UAAAACCCCGGAGAGGGGCAUUCCCGAAAGCGUUUCCAAACACCCUCGAAAACCCCCAGAAACCCUAAUUUUGUAGUCACCGCUUCGUAUAUAAUAAUACGACAUAUCACAGAACUACGCGAGGGAAAGAGGGAGCUGAUCAACAAUGUCGAAGCGAGGUCGCGGUGGAUCCGCGGGCAACAAGUUCCGGAUGUCACUUGGUCUGCCGGUGGCGGCGACCGUGAACUGCGCCGACAACACGGGGGCGAAGAAUCUCUACAUCAUCUCCGUCAAGGGCAUCAAGGGCCGGCUCAACCGGCUGCCGUCAGCCUGUGUCGGAGACAUGGUGAUGGCCACUGUCAAAAAGGGGAAGCCGGACCUCAGGAAGAAGGUGAUGCCCGCGGUCAUCGUCCGCCAGCGCAAGCCCUGGCGCCGAAAGGAUGGAGUCUACAUGUAUUUCGAAGAUAAUGCUGGUGUCAUUGUGAAUCCCAAGGGAGAAAUGAAAGGUACUCCCAUUUGUGAGCUCAUAUCUGAUUUAUUAAAUCUUAUGACAUUUAUGUUUUAUGUGGUAUCUGCUUGCACCCUUUGCACCCCAUUUGGUUGGAGAGAAGAUGGAAAAUAUUACUCCCCUCACUUUGUUCAAUUUAGUGUGAGAUAUGAGAGAAACCUAAGAAAAGAAAAUAAAAGUCAAUUAUAUCCCAAUCCACCUUUUUGAACCAAUCUAAAGGGGUGUUUAGUGCUUAAUAUCUCUUUUUCUCUCCAUUGUGGGUGAUAAAUAAAGCAAUUCUUUUUCCUCAUCUUUUUUCUUACCCUAUUCCCUUCUCUCCACUCUGUCAACAAGAUUAGAGAACUGAAUAGUUACAUUUGUUUUCUUCUCUCUCCAACCUAACAGAGGAUUAAUCAAAAGGGGUGCUGCCAUGGCUAGUGUGCAGUGCAUGCACCUGAGGUGCGGCUGCUGUGGUCAUAGCAGUUCUCUGUGGUGGAAAUUAAAUGCUUUGAACGUAUUUGAACUAAUUUGACACAUAGAUCAAUGUCAACGACUAAACAGGUCAUGUUGCAUUGUGCUCAUGGCCUUGGAUUGACUGGUGGCCAAUAAAGUAAUGUCAACCAAAAUCACAGGGUAGAUGCCUUGGUAAAAUUAGCCCUUCCAAAAUUAUUGUCGUUGAUGUGCUCAUGUAUUUAUUGUACUACACACCCUAUAAUGGCGUCGGUGUUUUUUUUUAGGAUAUAUACAUUGUUCUUGACUCUGUCUCUGUAUGGUUUUAUUGUGUAUAUAGGAUCUGCAAUUACCGGCCCAAUUGGAAAGGAGUGUGCUGAUCUCUGGCCCAGAAUUGCCAGCGCUGCCAAUGCUAUAGUUUGAGUACGGAUUUAAAUGUUUGGUGUCUGUUGGUUGUUUAUGGAGUUUUUCUUAGAAGAAACCAUUAUUUUAGAUACUGUUGUCAUUUUUGCAAUGGAGUUACUGUUAUGCUUGCAAGGUUGUUUCCUUGGCUCUGGAUGUAUUGGUAUUUUUUAUGGCCUAAGUUUAAAUAGUGAACAAA
Malania oleifera is the source of this 1517-nucleotide messenger RNA. Its product is annotated as large ribosomal subunit protein uL14. Gene Ontology annotation, biological process: translation. Gene Ontology annotation, cellular component: ribosome; cytosolic large ribosomal subunit. The record is from RefSeq and is a predicted model, not a curated record. The transcript is spliced from 3 exons. Gene Ontology annotation, molecular function: structural constituent of ribosome; large ribosomal subunit rRNA binding. The coding region runs from base 146 to 694 and encodes 182 amino acids. NCBI's taxonomy places the organism in Eukaryota, Viridiplantae, Streptophyta, Magnoliopsida, Santalales, Ximeniaceae.